UUUUUCUUCCCUCUAUAAAAAUUCCCAACACAAAAAUAGGAGACACAAAAAGGUUUCACAUUUCAAACCCCCCUCUAAAGCCAAGAAGCAAGAAAACCCUCACCAAAAUGGCAACAUCCCUUUCACACGCCUACAAAGACACCCACAUCCAACUCUCCCACAUUAUCCCACUCGAUUUCGGGUCAGUCCGCCACCUCCCCGACUCCCACGUGUGGAGCGCCGCCCACGAGGCCCCCGCACGUGCGGAGGGGGCGGCCCUUCCCGUGAUCGACCUGCGGGCCCCGGACGCGGCGGGGCUCGUGGGGGAGGCGUGCCGGGGGUGGGGGGUGUUCCAGGUCACGAACCACGAGGUCCCCGAGGCCCUCGUGGAGGAGGUGGAGGGGCACGCGCGGCGUCUCUUCGGGCUCCCCGCCGAGCGGAAGGCGAGGGCGCUGCGGACGCCGAGCGGGGCGACGGGCUACGGCGUGGCGAGGAUUUCGCCAUUCUUCCCCAAAUUAAUGUGGCAUGAGGGCUUCACUAUCAUGGGCGGCUCCGCCGUGGAGCAUGCCAAGCAACUUUGGCCUCAUCACUAUCACCACUUUUGUGACGCAAUGGACAAGUACCAAAAGAAGAUGAAAUCGGUAGCCUACAAAAUCUUGCUCCUAAUCCUCAAGGCUUUGGGUGUGGAUGAAGAGGAAUUAAUUUCAUCGUCAUCAUCAUUUCUCAUGUACCAAUCCGACGGUGCAUUGCAGCUCAAUUCUUACCCGAGCUGCCCGAACCCUAGCCGGGCCAUCGGGCUGGCCCCGCACACCGAUUCGUUACUACUGACGAUCUUGCAUCAGAACGACACCGACGGCCUCCAAAUCUUGCAGGAAGGGGUCGGGUGGGUUCGGAUCCCACCCAUACCAGGGGCCCUGGUCGUCAACAUAGGCGACCUGAUGCACAUUUUGUCCAACGGGGAAUUCCCCACUAUGUGCCAUCGUGUCGUCCCUAACGAGACGAGCCAUAGAUUUACCAUGGCUUACUUCUAUGGGCCCCCGGCCGAUUCCGUGGUGGCCCCGCUGCCUAAUUUGCCUGGGCCACCACGGUUUCGGGCAGCCACGGUCAAGGAGUACAUCGGCCUCAAGAACAAGCAUCUUGAGAAGGCUCUUUCUUUAAUCCAAAUUUGAUCUAAUCCCAAAUUAAAUUUGUCAUUCAAUUUGAUUGACUAAAUUCUUCAGAAAAUUGAUGUUGUGGUGACAUUUGAUUAAUAAUUAACUAGUUUGAAUAAGACCUCAUUUUUGUAACAA
Molecule: messenger RNA, 1268 nt
Organism: Salvia miltiorrhiza (redroot sage)
Lineage: Eukaryota; Viridiplantae; Streptophyta; Magnoliopsida; Lamiales; Lamiaceae
Product: gibberellin 3-beta-dioxygenase 1-like
Exons: 2
Coding region: 108-1148 (346 amino acids)
Biological process (GO): gibberellin biosynthetic process; response to light stimulus
Molecular function (GO): gibberellin 3-beta-dioxygenase activity
Source: RefSeq, a predicted model, not a curated record